Molecule: messenger RNA, 927 nt
Organism: Eimeria maxima
Lineage: Eukaryota; Apicomplexa; Conoidasida; Eucoccidiorida; Eimeriidae
Product: SAG family member
Exons: 6
Coding region: 1-927 (308 amino acids)
Source: RefSeq, a predicted model, not a curated record
AUGCUUAUCAUUGUCUGCAGCCGUGACGUCCCGCCAGCCUUCAAGACCAAGGAAUCCAGUCGUGAUGAAGAGGUUGAUGGUGGAAUAUACUACAAAAGCGCAGUGGCUGGUUUCGUCUCUUUGAUGGUUGACGCCUCACGCAAGAUGAUGUGCUAUACUGCUAGUGGCUGCGAAAAUGCCGCGCUCAUCUGUUUCCUUUCAGAGCCGACCUUGGUGGAAGGGAAAAGGCCCAUCAGCGAAAAUACGUGGAAGAAGAUUUUGGCCCUAGAUAGCGAGGGAAGUGACGAGAGUACCAAUAACAAAAUCCAAUUCACAAAACGCGAUGAAAAUCAUAACUGCCUCACAGAAAUCAACAAGUUCCGCACCCAAGAUAGUCUCGACCUUGACGAUUUCGAUGACGAGGAAGAGACGCCAACAGAUCCGACAGGCGAUCAGGUCGCCAAAUACGAUGCCGAGGAGCUUGCCAAGGUGGUCACGUGCGACGCUCUCAAGGCUGGAAAUGCCCCCAUCCUGAUUUCCAGCAAUAAACGCAGCGUGAUGUACUACUCUGGCUCUAGCGCCACGUGCUCGAAUGCCGUUACCGAAUGGAAGAAAGGCUAUGAAAAGUUCAAAGAUGUCACAAUUCCCCCAAAAUACACUUCAAGCGAAGACAUGUACAAGACGGGAGCAGCAACAAACUUUAUCUCGCUUGUCAGCGAGGGAGAAGAUACCGUAGCCCGGUGCUACACCGUUACGAACUGCAGCGAGGAAGGUUUGGUUUGCGUGUUGGAGCCUGCCGUCUUCGAGGAAGGAAAAUUGCCCAUCAGCGUGGCAACUUGGAAAAACGUUACUAAGACUCUGAAUAAUGGACGUAGUAGUACCUCCGUCUAUGGUGCUCUUCUGAACAGCAUGUUAGUUGUUGUCGGUCUGUUUGCACUCAAUUUCUAA